This is a messenger RNA of Mauremys mutica (yellowpond turtle), 3277 nucleotides long. RefSeq names its product delta/notch like EGF repeat containing (gene DNER). The coding region runs from base 119 to 2293 and encodes 724 amino acids. Gene Ontology annotation, molecular function: Notch binding; calcium ion binding. NCBI's taxonomy places the organism in Eukaryota, Metazoa, Chordata, Testudines, Geoemydidae. The transcript is spliced from 13 exons. The record is from RefSeq and is a predicted model, not a curated record. Gene Ontology annotation, biological process: Notch signaling pathway.
GUUCCGGCAAGCGGCGCCGCGGAGCAGCUGAGAAGCGCCGCGUAGCUGCAGCCUCCGUGUCCUCUGCCGCCGCCGCCGCCGCACAGCGGCCCCGAGCCCCGGCCGCCGCUGCAGCGCCAUGUCCCGCGCCGUCCCGCUCCUGCUGCUGCUGCUCAGCCUGGCCCAGCGCCGCGCCUGCCUCUCCGGGCCGCUCAGCGCCGCGUCCCCCGGCCCCGCGGGGGACCCCUGCCUCAGCCAGCCCUGCUGGAACAACGGCACCUGCUCCCCGGCGCCGGCCCGGGGCCCCGCCGCCCCCCGCCGCCUGCCCCAGCCCCAGCCUGCCUACAGCUGCGCCUGCCCCGCCGGGGUCACCGGCACCUACUGCCAGUUUGUUUCAGAUCCUUGUGCCAGCAACCCUUGUCACCAUGGUAACUGCAGCAGUAACGGUGAUGGCUACCUCUGUGUUUGUAAUGAAGGCUAUGAAGGUACAAACUGUGAACGCUCAUUUCACAGCCUUCCAGUCUCUGGAUGGGCAGAGUCACUGCCACCAAGACAAAUCAGGCCAGUAUCAGCAACCUUGGAACCUGACAUUGUUUUACCCCGUUCAAGAGCAACUAUGACAUUACCUACUUGGCAGCCAAAAGCAGGACAAAAAGUUGUUGAUCUAAAAUGGGAUGAAAUAGAGAUAACCCCAGAUGUAGCUUGUGGAAAUGCCAGUUCUAACAACUCUGCUGGAGGCCGGCUUAUCUCCUUUGAAGUUCCACAGAAUACAUCAGUAAAAAUAAGGCAAGAUGCCACGGCUUCUCUUAUCCUGUUGUGGAAGGUUACAACAGUUGGAUUUAAACAGUGCUCACUUAUAGAUGGUAGAAGCGUUACUCUCCUCCAGGCACUGGGUGGACUUGUUCUUUCUGAGGAAAUGCUUGCAUUAGGAAAUAACUACUUUAUUGGUUUUGUGAAUGAUUCAGUUACUAAAUGCAUUGUGGCUUUACGCUUAACUGUGGUAGUAAAAGUCAGCACGUGCAUGCCUGUGGGAAGCCACUCAGAUGACUUUCAGUGUUUGGGAAAAGGAAAAUGUAUCACAAAACCAUCUGAGGCAAUAUUUUUCUGUGACUGUGAGGAUCAAUAUAUGGGUGCUUUCUGUGAAGAAUUUAACGCCUGUCAAAGCCAGCCCUGCCAGAACAAUGGAACCUGCACUGAUGUAACACAAAAACAUGAUGGGAAAAAUUUCACCUGCACUUGCCCUACUGGUUACACUGGAGAACUAUGUCAGUCAGAGAUUGAUCAUUGCAGCCAAGAGCCAUGCAGAAAUGGUGGUACCUGCUUUUCCAAUAUCAGUGGAUUCAGUUGUCAAUGUCCAGAAGGAUUUUUAGGAUCUUCUUGUGAAGAGAAAGUUGACCCCUGUGCUUCAUCUCCCUGCCAGAACAAUGGGACCUGUUUCGCAGACGGACUUGCUUACUCCUGCAGUUGUAGUCCUGGAUUCACGGGACCUACCUGUUCUCAGCUGAUUGACUUCUGUGCUCUGAAUCCUUGUGCACAUGGCAUUUGUCGCAGUGUUGGAACCAGUUAUAAAUGCCUCUGUAUCCCUGGUUACCAUGGCCUUUAUUGUGAAGAGGAAUAUAAUGAAUGCCUUUCUGCACCCUGCCAAAAUGCUGCCACCUGCAGAGAUCUUGUCAAUAGCUAUGAAUGUGUAUGCCUUGCUGAAUAUGAAGGACGGCACUGUGAAUUAUACAAAGAUCCUUGCGUAAACAUCAGCUGUCAAAAUGGUGGCACUUGUGACAGUGAAGGUCUAAAUGCUACAUGUAUCUGUGCACCUGGAUUUACAGGUGAAGAGUGUGAAUUUGAUAUAAAUGACUGUGACAGCAAUCCGUGUCAUCAUGCUGGGACUUGCAUAGACCAACCCAAUGGUUAUACGUGCCAUUGUCCACAUGGCUGGGUUGGAGCAAAUUGUGAAAUACAUCUGCAGUGGAAGUCUGGGCACAUGGCAGAGAGUCUAACAAACAUGCCUCGUCAUUCCCUCUACAUCAUAAUUGGAGCCCUCUGUGUCGCAUUUGUCCUUAUGCUGAUCAUUCUGAUUGUGGGGAUAUGUCGCAUCAGCCGCAUUGAAUACCAAGGCUCUUCCAGGCCAGCGUAUGAGGAGUUCUACAACUGUAGAAGCAUUGACAGUGAAUUUAGUAGUGCAAUUGCUUCUAUCCGACAUGCCAGGUUUGGAAAGAAAUCCCGACCUGCAAUGUAUGAUGCAACCCCCAUUGCUUAUGAAGAUUACAGCCCUGAUGACAAACCUUUGGUCACGCUAAUUAAAACAAAAGAUUUGUAAUCAAUUGUAUCUUUUUCGGAUUAUUUUUCAAAAGGAUGGGCUACUAAAUUAAUUUAAAUAUUUUUAAGAAGAAGAAAGCGUGAGAAAUUUAAAAUGUUAGAUGUUCCAGAAUUUUCUGUAGAAUAUUUAAGAACUAAUUUUCUGCAGCUUUUAGUCUGAAAAAAUAUUUUAAAACUGAGUGUUUGAAAUUCAUGGAUUACAUUUUAAUGUACCUUCAACUCUAUAAAUUGUUAGCUUAUAAUAGUGUGUGCUUUUUCAUGGUAGAUACUAUUAAUAAACCCAGAUGAAAUUCUGUGGUUGUUACAGAACAGAAUACAGUAAGCUUAAUCAAUGAACAGUUCCUUUCUGACAUCUCAGUGCCAGCUUUCUCAGUAGAGAUAGGAAAAAGUGAAAAUAAUAUGAUGCAUAAUAUAUCCAUUAAUUUUAAAAAAGUCUAAAAUGUUUGUGUUGUGAAAAAGAAAUUAGUAAAAUUUAUUAUUCCUAACCUGAAUGAAUUAGCUUUUGCCUUAUUCUGUGCAUGGAUAGAUAACCUAUUUCUGCAUUAUUUUUCUGGAAGUUGCUAACACAUACUUUUGAGUUGAUGUUUUUGUCAUUUUUGUAAUAGUAUUCAAGCUAGGCCUUGUAAAAAUAAUAUAUAAUUAAAGUGCCUGUGGAGGCAAACUAAGGACCUGAUCGUGAACUCAUUGAAAUCAGUGGCAAAACUGCCAUCGACUUCAGUGGGUACAGGCUCUGGCCCUAGGAUUGGAUUGAAUCUAUAUUUUUCUUUAAAAGUCAAGGUUUUUAUAUCGUGAGUAAACUAAGCCUAUAGUUUGAGUUGUUUGUUUCUCAAAGGUUAUUAAUGUACAGUACUGUUUCAUUCAAUAUUGUGUAUUUCUCAUAGUGCAUCUUAUUUAUACACAGUAUGGUUUUUCUGUGGCUGCAUUUGAUUGCUUAUGUGCUUCUUCCAAUUCUUGCAUAUUUCAGAGAAUAUUAAAUAAAUGUUAU